Molecule: messenger RNA, 519 nt
Organism: Parnassius apollo (apollo)
Lineage: Eukaryota; Metazoa; Arthropoda; Insecta; Lepidoptera; Papilionidae
Source: the annotation of a GenBank genome assembly
AUGGAAAAGGAAGUAACAUUCAAACAGAAGUACCUCCAAAAAGGGCAUACGCAAAUGGAGUGCGAUGGUAUGCACUCGGUCAUAGAAAGAGCGUUAAAAAAUAAAAAGAUAAAUAUUCCGGCCAACUAUGUUUACAUAGCCAAAACUGCUUGCAAGAAAAAUCCCUAUGACGUACAGUAUCUCUAUCACCACUUCUUUAAAGAUGUUGAACAUACUUUGAAGUUCUACAAAUCAAUCAGACCUAGAAAAAGAACAGGUGACCCUACAGUCACAAACAUAAGGGCUCUCAAGUACACUCUAGAUGGAAGAAUUGAGUUCAAGUUGAGACAUUCAGCUACUGAUUGGGAAGGGCUCCCAACAAGAACUAAAACAAUCAGUUUCAUUCCAUGGGAUACUGUUCCUCAGCUUUAUUCGGCAAGGCUGAAGAUUAAAAAAGAGAAGUAUCAGGAUCUUCAGAACCUCAAGCAUACCAUGGAGAAAGAUUAUCAUAACUUUUAUGAUAACCUACCACAUACCUAA